Drosophila eugracilis is the source of this 2788-nucleotide messenger RNA. RefSeq lists its product as uncharacterized. The coding region runs from base 351 to 2444 and encodes 697 amino acids. Gene Ontology annotation, cellular component: P-body; cytosol. Gene Ontology annotation, molecular function: protein binding. NCBI's taxonomy places the organism in Eukaryota, Metazoa, Arthropoda, Insecta, Diptera, Drosophilidae. The record is from RefSeq and is a predicted model, not a curated record. The transcript has a single exon. Gene Ontology annotation, biological process: neurogenesis.
AGGAACGAAUUAUUAUAAUAUUAGAGCAAAAACUGUGUUUGCUGAAGCUAUUCGUUUUUUUCGAAAUAAACAAAAAUUUAAAGCUUGGAUUUAGUUAGCCGCAAUAUAUGCUUCCUCUUUGGCCAAAAACUAUUCGUACACAAGUCACGAGUAACGCGCGAGGUGGCAGCUCUGCGACCAUCGGUCAAAUCGCUUCCCGAUAGACCUGAUAUCGAUAUCGCAAAAUAAUAACAAUUUCGCAAAAUCCGCAAAAAAGGGGGAAGUUUUAGCAUAAAGCAGAGCGGCUAGUGCCCGGAAUUAAGUGAUCCUGAUUCUAGCCACAUCAAACCACACAACCACAUCCGCAAGUAAUGGAUAUUGACUGGCAGAACAGCCUCACGGAGCUAAAGGAUCGGGGACAGUACCUGCUGCAUUCAGAGAAAUGGGCUGACUGUCGCUUUCUCGUAGGAUCUGGAUCCUCGUCCAACCAACGGAUCAUCGCCGGUCACAAGCUGCUGCUGGCAAUGGCCUCACCGGUAUUCGAGCGCAUGUUCUACGGCAAUUUGCCGGACAAGACGGACCCCAUCGUUAUACCGGACGUACAGCCUGAGGCCUUUGAGGCGAUGCUGGAGUACAUAUACACGGACCGCAUCACUAUCGGUUCCUUCGACAAGGCCUGCGAGCUAUGUUACGUGGCCAAGAAGUAUAUGCUGCCGCACGUCGUCACCCGCUGCACCCACUUUCUGUGGGCGGAUCUCAGUCCGAAGAACGCCUGCCGGGCUUAUGAGUUCGCCAAGCUUUUCGAUGAGCCACGCCUUAUGCAGAGCAGCAUGGACCUGAUAGCGGCCAAUACACGCGAAGUGCUGUCCGAUCCCAGUUUCCUAGACAUCGAAGUCUCCACCUUGAUGGCAAUUCUCGACCAGAAUCGUCUGAACAUCGACUCUGAAUUGGAUCUGUUUAACUGCCUGCUGAAGUUCGCCAGCGAGCGGGGUAUCCUUAACGAAUCGGGACAGGAAGGAAGUGCUGGCGAAGGACAGGUGUUGACCAAGGAAUCACCCGACACUGUUGCCGGUCAUGUGCUGGUGGAAGAGAUUAAAAUGGAACCCGAUGUGGCGGCCAUGGUGCAGCACAUGCACCAGGAUGACGAGGGUGACUGCUUUGAGACGGAUGCCGGCAUGGCCUCAACUUCCUCUGCAGCAGCUGCUGCACCCACGGCUGCCACCCCGCCUCCGGAAGUGCCUUCGGGCCCUGACGACCUGGUGAUCAUCGACAGCGACGCUUCCGCCGAUGCCGCUGCUGCGGCUAACAUGAUCAACAUCAUGGACGCCCAGCGCACUAUUCUCGACGGAGCUAUGCUCCGGCAAGCGGUGAAAAAGAUACGUUUCCUUACAAUGACGCCGCAGCAGUUUGCCGAGGGUCCCGCCCGAUCCAAGCUGCUGCAGCAGCACGAGGCCCUCUCCAUCCUAAUCAAGAUCUCCAGUCCCUCGCUCAACGACUGCCACAUGCCCGAAGGUUUCUGCGUUUCGCGUAGCACUCGCAAUUUCUACGAGUCGGGUCACCGGCAGCGCGAAUUGUCUUCCUCGUAUCGUAGUGGAGCCGCCCCGUCGGGCGGCAUGUGUUUCCCAGGACCAGGUCCAUCCGUCCGUAACGGCGGUCCUGGCGGCAGUGGAAUGAUGAUGGGUAAUGCGCCGCGAUUUGGAUACAACAGUGCGGGUUUCGCCGGCGAGGAGUUGGCUAUUCGUCCACCGGAACCUGUGGGUACACCGCCCGAUGCAGCGCCGGCGCCCGCCACUUUACGUUGUUUUGGCGAAGGUUUCGAAGGCGCUCCAGCUGUUCCGACGCCCGCCAACGAAGAUGAAGGUGGCGUUCGAGUAGGUCCAGUCGCAGCUGGAGCAGCUGCAGCUCCUGGUGCAGCUGGACCCGUCGCUGGUAACUCGCACAAUGAUAUGGUUCGCGCAUACUGCACGCGCGUCCUCACCCGUCAGUUUCUCUUUCGCAAUACCAGUGUCACGGAUGCGGGCGUUACCUUUCAAGUGGACACAAAUAUCUGGAUCCUGGGCGUUCAAGUGCCGACGCGUGUACUGUGCGGAGAGUUGUGCGGUGAACUGAUGACAUCCGCCGCCUGCACAGAACGAUAUACCGAAGUGCUGUAUGCCCAUAUUCAGGAUAUGCAUGGCUCACGGAUUACGUAUACACAUUGUACGGCGCGUGUGCGAUACGAUUCCCUGCUGGAUAUCACAUUCGAUCGACCUGUGUACAUUUACCGAAAUCAAAUCUACAAGAUUUACGUGGUAUUCAAUAAGACCGGCUGGUAUCCCAUGUCCCUCUGUGUGCCCGACGCUAAUUGCCAUCGCGUUAAGUUCAUGUUCAAUGUGGGCAAUCCCACGGAAUCCGUUCGAGACGGCCUCAUCUAUGCAAUCAUCUACUCCACGCCACAGGAGCAUGGCCGUCACCUGGACGACUGAAUCCUUGGGAGCAAUAAUAAGUAAUUGUUUUCUUUUUUAUUUUUGUAUUUUCGAAUUCUCGAUGUGAUAGGCUUCGUUUGGCAUCUUGGCCAUGGAAAAUUAUUGAUCUGUACGCCGAAUUCCUUUCCAUUUCAUAUUUACAAGUUGGAAACAAAUUUAGCAAUGUUUUUAUUUCCAUACAUCACCUGGCAUUUUUAUUAUCUAAAUUGGCAUGAAUACGUUUGAAAUCAUUUUCUAAAAGCUAUAGCCAAUUCUGCAUUUAUUAAAUCAAAAAAAAAGAAAAGGAUAAUGAAUAUUUGUAAAACAUCACCGAAAUGUUUCUCUUCCACAAUAUAUUUUGGUUU